AUGCCUGCUCGCGCUUCGGCACUUGCAUUUGCACCUGCCUUGUCCUUUGCCUUUCCCUCCUCCAGCUCGCGAUACUUCCGUCGAGACUUCUUCGCCGCGCUCGCUUUCUUCUUCCUGGCCUUCUCUGCCUUCAACGCUGUUCGACUCCGAGGUCCCUUCUCCAGCUCUUCGAGUCUUUCUCCCAAUAUCCGCCGUGCAUUCUUCCGGUUCUGCUCUCGACUUCGCGUCUCCUGGCUUUUCACCACGACCCCCGUCGGCAAGUGCUUCAGCUGCACAGCAGAUGAAGUCUUAUUGAUCUUCUGCCCGCCUGGUCCACUGCCCUUCAGAAACGACUCGGUGAUAUCGGACUCGGGUAUCACGAUUCGUGGUGGCAGCGGCUUCUCGAGGUGCGCAGUCUGGACAGAGAAGGGGCGAACGAGGUCGCAUCGUAUAGCUCUCGUAGCGGGGUGGCCUACACGCUUCGACAGAAGCAUCACGAUCACCGUGCACAGAAGAGAAGGCCUUGUCGUCCCAGAGCUCCGAAGGCACAUCUCCGAGUCCUUGGCCAGAUCUGGACGCGCCACUUUCGCGCUUGGAACGAUCGCGUCCGCGUCGACCUUCUGUUGUCUCUGCUCUCCACGAUCAUCAUUCGUGAUGAUUGCCAUCUGGCAGGGCUCUUUGGCAUUGGGAAACGAUGCUCUACUCCAAGGGCUCUCGUUGUCCAGAUCGAAAGACGAACAACAGCCAUGUGUUGCACCUGGAACAGAGCUGGAACUCCUGUCCGUAGUCAGGACAUUGCAAGUACCAUUGUACAUGAGCCUCGGAAAGCCGUUCGUCGUCACUUCGAGCCAUGCCGAGACUGAGCAAUGGUUCUCUGCGAUUCUGCUCGGCCAGCAUCAUGAUGAUACCACAGCAUGGUGGCGUAGUGCUGCCACCGAUUCUUCGCUAGGCAUACUCGUGGCUGUAAAAAGCGCGAUUGCUGAACUCCCAGGGCCGAAGAUUACUGAGCUGCUGUUCUAUGCUGCUAAGGAGACGUUUAACGAAGCCGGAUUGCCAAGUCCGCCCAAGUCUUCGACUGGAAACCAGGACAUGGCAAAAGAUACGAUCCGGCUGUAUGCCCUGCCGUUGUCCUCGGACCUGCAUCAUCGAGCUGCUCGUGAUGAGCCUACACCACCUCCAACGCCGCAGCACAGCUCAGACGAAGUGGACGCAGUGUUUUUGCCUCUUGCCGAGAAGCAAGAUUUGGCCACUGCGGAGACCAUAAACAGACCGCCAGUACGGAAAAGAAAGAGCGUCAAUGAGACAUUUGACAAAGCAGCCGAGCGUCGCCAUAAGGCGAGACGCAAGGGUGGAGAAGGUGUUGCUGCUGCGGCUGCCACGAAAACUGAGACCACGCUUCAAGACCUGAAACAUCGGCCGUCUAUCAGCAACAAUCAAGUGCCAGUACAAAACCGACCGCUUUCGAGAUCAUCAAGCGUUGCAUCUGCUAAGCCUCACCUCGGAAGAGAGCCAUCAGUAUCUGCAGCCACGAAAGCAUCAGCAUUGUCCCAGGUUCAGACCGCCUCUGCUGCUGGUUCUCCUGAGAAAGCUACGACCGAAAGCAAAAACAAGGAUCUCGUGUCAAAGGUCGUUAUGGCUGGUAUGCGCUUGCACGGCCUUCACCAAAGCAAGCGUCGCAGAUCGAGAGCAAACUCUACAGUGGCAUCACCCACUGCCGAAGCCAGCUUCGAGGAGAUCGAUGCCGAAAGGCAGAACGAUGAAGACUUCAAGCUGAUAUACCAUCAAGUCUACAAGGGGACAUGCUUCGCGUUCAGGAGCCAUAUUGCUGCUGUGCCACUUCACAGCCGUACAGAUGCCGUCCGAGACACGGUGGAUCGACUUCUGGCGAUCUUCUGCAGUGACCCGUUGACCGUCGCAGUCACCGAAAGCGCAGACGACUAUACGCCCGGUGGUAGGAAGGUCUUCGGCUCAUCUGCUCUACCGGAGUCAAAGUACGACAAUCCUUUUGUACAAGCGGCAGCGGCGGAAACCACCAGUAAGACAAACACGCCAUGUUCCAGGAAGCCGAAAGAUGAUCUGAGAGGUCUGGGCUGA
Molecule: messenger RNA, 2073 nt
Organism: Fulvia fulva
Lineage: Eukaryota; Fungi; Ascomycota; Dothideomycetes; Mycosphaerellales; Mycosphaerellaceae
Exons: 2
Coding region: 1-2073 (690 amino acids)
Source: RefSeq, a predicted model, not a curated record